AUGGCUCCUUCCUGGCGCAUUGUGGCGGUCAGCGCCCUUGCUCUCUCCCUUCCUGGAGGGAACAUCUUUGUCUCUGCCCAGACAGGAUCGAGGCAACCGGCCGCCCCUGGUUACCGCGGCAUGAACACCAUCUGCCCUUCUGCCUGCUUUAAGACUGGCCCUGACCCCCUUGACUGGUCUGUCUACCCCAGUGUUGACCGGACAUCUGCGUGCAAGCAGGUUGUUCUCUACAGCUUCUCUUUGUAUGACAAAGUCGACGACAAGGACAGCAAUCAUCGCAUUUAUGCCUGCACUGCUUAUGGCCAUGACUGGGAAGACAACACUAAGGCCGAAGCGGCUGCUGCUCGCCCUGCUAAGAGUGUCAAUGUCACCUACGAAAUCGGAUGGACAACCAGUGAGCCCGGCACAGAGGCCGACUACAGCUUGUUGAUGGAGCAGAUGCGCGAGUACGUGGUCAAUGGCCACGCUCCUACAAACAGAACAUUCAUGCUGUAUUCGCGGUUCGGUCAGUCCGUUGCUGGUCUGUACAUCGGCCAGGGGCUGCGAGCUUCCGACGUUGCGAAUACUGCCAUCAAAACUUUGGACUCUAACACCGCCGAUUUUGAUGGGAAACGCGAUGUCCUGGCAAUCCAGCUCUGUGGACCUGGCUAUGACUCUGACCAUAUCCUGGGGUUCAUGGCUCUCAAACAUGGGACCAUGGGCGACAUCCAGCAGACAUUCAUGUCCUGGUCUGAUGCCAAGUGUCUUGACUUUGCCAACUCUACGAGCUUCACCACCACGGCGCCUUUUACGCUGCCCCAACUGUCCUCGAUCAAAGGCAACCAUACUGUCUCCCAAAGGAACGCCACUGUGACAACAGGGCACCACUCUAGGCAAUCCCUGGCCCACUUGGCACUUCACGCUCGGGCAUUUGAAUGCCGGACUGAGGUGGUGGGCGAUGGAGACAGCUGCGCCGCCCUGGCCGAGCGCUGCGGCAUCUCCGGCGCCGACUUCACGAAAUACAACCCGGACAAGGGACUCUGCUCUAGUCUCACGCCUGGUAAGCAUGUCUGUUGUUCGUCUGGCGACCUCCCCGACUUCCGCCCCAGGCCCAACGACGACGGCUCUUGCGCCACCACCGUAGUGAAUGACGGCCAGAGCUGCGCUACAGUCGUGGCGGCCAACAGUCUGACAAAUGACGACAUUGAAGAGUUUAACAAAGAUACCUGGGGCUGGAAUGGAUGCAAAAAUAUAUUGGCCGGUAGUGUGAUUUGUAUAAGCAAGGGCACACCACCCAUGCCCGCUCCCAUGGAGAAUGCCAUCUGCGGACCUCAAGUACCCGGCACUGAGGCACCUGAUGACAUGAGCAAACUCGCCGACUUGAACCCUUGCCCGCUCAACGCCUGCUGUGACGUCUGGGGUCAGUGCGGUAUUACCCCCGAGUUCUGUACCGACACGAACACCGGCGCUCCGGGCACGGCCAAGCCCAACACCAACGGCUGUAUUUCCAACUGCGGCACCGACAUCGUCAAGGGCUCCCCCCCAUCUGAAUUCCGCAGUAUCGCCUACUACGAGGGAUACCUCUUCACACGGGAGUGCCUGUAUCAGGAUGCCCUGCAAAUAGACACCUCUAAGUACACCCACCUGCACUUCGGAUUUGCAUCCAUCACGGAGAACUACGAAGUCUCUAUCGGUGACGAAUUGAUAUCCUACGAGUUCAACAACUUCAAGUACCUCACCGGCCCAAAGAAGGUUCUCUCCUUUGGCGGUUGGGAUUUCUCAACCAACCCAAGGACAUACAACAUCUUCAGACAGGGUACACAACCAGCGAACCGUCUCAAGCUAGCAACAAAUAUCGCCAAGUUCGUCAAGGAUCACGGUCUGGACGGCGUUGACAUUGAUUGGGAGUAUCCCGGUGCUCCGGAUAUCCCUGGCAUUCCCGCCGGCAGUGAAGAUGAGGGAGAUAACUACUUGAAGUUCCUGGUUGUUCUCAAGAACUUGUUGAAAGACAAAUCUGUCUCAAUCGCUGCUCCCGCGUCAUACUGGUAUCUUAGGGGUUUCCCUAUCAAUUCGAUCAGCAAAGUUGUUGACUACAUUGUUUUCAUGACCUAUGACCUUCAUGGGCAGUGGGAUGCCGCCAACCCCAACUCUCAGGACGGCUGCCCGAGUGGAAACUGUCUGCGCAGUCAGGUCAAUCUUACGGAGACCAUGACUUCUUUGGCCAUGAUUACCAAAGCCGGAGUUCCGUCUGACCGCGUGGUUGUGGGAGUUGCCAGCUACGGCCGCUCCUUCGCCAUGGCCGAGGUUGGUUGCUACGGCCCUGAGUGCCUGUACACGGGCUCACGCGCCAACUCCGACGCUACCAAAGGACCAUGCACGGGUACGGCUGGCUAUCUGGCUAACGCCGAGAUUAACAAGAUCCUCAGCGGUAGUCCUUCGGGGCUUAAUACCCGCGACACUGCUUCAAGCCGCGUUACCGCACACUACCUCGAUGAGGACAGCGACAGCAACAUCCUUGUCUACGAUGACAACCAAUGGGUCGCAUACAUGAGCCCAGAGGUCCGCGAGUCCCGAGUCAGCAGAUACAAGUCACUGAACAUGGGUGGCUCGGUAAACUGGGCAACGGACCUGGAAACCUGGCAUGACGCACCAGUGGGCAACUGGUCAGAUUACAAAGAGGCAAUCAUGGCGAAGCAGAAUCCCCUUGAAUCUAAUAAUCUUCAGGACGGUAACUGGUCCAGCUUGACCUGUGACAAUAAUUACUACCAGGGAACGCCUUAUUACACUCCUUCGGAGCGCUGGGCCGCGCUCGACGUCGACCAAGCCUGGGACGACAUGGUGAAGGCCUGGAAGUACUACCGGGACAAUGUGAACCAAACGUCAUUCACGGGAUACUUGGCGUACAUGAUGGACUGGGAGGGCUACGGUAAGUGCUGGGAAAUUGUGGAAGGCUGCGGUGGAAAUAUCGACUGCCAGGAUGGCCGUUCUCCCGCCGAAGUGCUCAUCUGGGAAUCCUUGAAUACUCUCAGUAAAACGUAUCAAAGGUACCAUGACGGUCUCGUGUCGGCCAUGGCCCUGGUAGUUGAUCCUUCGCUCAAAGACUUUACGAAGAAAUUUGCUCCGGUUCCACCAAAGGACGAUUUCUCAUGGCAGGACAUUCUGUUUGAUUUGAUCUCAGACGCGACUCCAAUGGUUGGAGGGAAAUUCUUCAAAUAUGUUCUACAGAAGCUGCCUGGUAUCGCUUCGCUGGGUGAUGAGGGCAAGUCGAAAGCGGAAGAAAUCACUCAGGGUAUUUUGGGCAAAGCUGUCGAGGUGGGCACGAGCCUUGUUAGUACUGAGGAUCCCGACGAUUGGUCGGAUGAUGAUCAAGACGCGUUUAUGACUUACCUAGGCCAAAGCGCUGGUCUCUGGGAUAGGGCCAACACCAUGGGCUUGGCUACGCUAUUCGACGGCUCAGACGACUCUAUCAAAACGCUCAAGUCUCUUGUAGCGGACGGCCACUUCAUCAACGGUGCCAGUGACCUUAGCGAUGGAGAUGGAUUUGACGGAAAGACAGGAAAUGAUACAGUUACCGACGCCUUCGCGAAGGCCUUGUACGGAUAUGCCAUUCCCGUACUGUGGCAGGCAUCCGGGCACCACCCUUUCAUUAUUGACACCCAGCGCAGCUGCACGUCAGACUCGGACGGUGAUGAUGAAAAGCUCGCAACGGCCUGCUACGGGGGCAAGCUCUACAAGCUGGCCGACCCUGACGGAGAGUCCAGAUCUUGCCGUGAGAAUGCACAGACUGGCGUCAAGUGUGGCCAACACGGCGACACCUACAACGAUUUUGCUACUCUUUCUGGAGUAGACGAGCUCAAGGAUGGCGCUUGGGGGGGUGUUACUCCACGAGAUAUUAUUGUCGGAACUUAUAUCGACAACGGGGAAGAAAACGGCAGCGAGAAAACAGUUGACCGCAGCAAGAAUUUUGACAGCCUCGUCGAAUUGGACAUUACAGUGCCCCAAUUCAUCAACCUCCCCGUCUGCACGGAGACCGUGGCUCGCCGGUCUUGGACCAACUCCGACGACACACCGUCCGUCAGAAACGUGGACUACUUCCCCUGCAACAUUGCCAACGGCAAGGACUACUGCGGGGAGUCUACUUUUGAGGACCAGGGAAGCGAAGCAUCGCCCCUGAUCGAGGACUGCAAGCAGAUCAUCAAGAACAUCCAAGGCACAGACGGCGAGUGGAAUACCUCGCCGCUCGAGAAGCAGCGCGCGCUUGUGUCCUACGGCUCGUGCAAGUUUGGCGUCACGGGCAAAGGCAUCCACGGCAAUGUUUUGUUCAUGACCGGUGCUCAGGAUAUCAUUGAUAUCAUCAACGAUGCCAUCGAGAAGUUCGGACGUGAUGAUGGUCGGGUUGGUGCUAAGGGAACCAUGCAGUGUGAUGGUAAUAUCAAGAAGCAGAAGGUUGACUGGGGGCUGUAUUGA
Molecule: messenger RNA, 4446 nt
Organism: Aspergillus nidulans FGSC A4
Lineage: Eukaryota; Fungi; Ascomycota; Eurotiomycetes; Eurotiales; Aspergillaceae
Exons: 6
Coding region: 1-4446 (1481 amino acids)
Biological process (GO): carbohydrate metabolic process
Cellular component (GO): extracellular region
Molecular function (GO): endochitinase activity; chitin binding; hydrolase activity, hydrolyzing O-glycosyl compounds
Source: RefSeq, a predicted model, not a curated record